Messenger RNA from Styela clava, 3869 nucleotides. The record is from RefSeq and is a predicted model, not a curated record. Lineage: Eukaryota; Metazoa; Chordata; Ascidiacea; Stolidobranchia; Styelidae.
UCGAAGGUUGAUCACGUGACUUUGCUUUUUUCCUUCACACGUCGCAAAGCAUCGUUCGUCGCCAUUUGCGUUUAGCUUUUCGCGAGCAGUUGUUGUUUGAAUAAGCGUAUUAACUCUUAUUCAUUAGUAGAUUUAGAAGUUUAUCGAGAUGUCAAGACGAGGUAGUGGAUUUACAGGGGCAAAUGCGAUUCCGCUGGGACCGCGAAACCCCGCAAUUGGGUCAAAAAGGACAUUUUCUGCGACGCCUCCGUCGGAAAAACAACCAUCGCUUUUGAAACCUCAAAUGCCUCCACCGCAACAACAUUCCCAGCCUUCACCACAGCAAAGCAGUAAUGCUGCUGCAGCGCUUAGGGCUGCCCAGGCUGCUGCUGCCAGCUUGCAACAAAAGAAAUUUAGCUCUGCACCAGCACCACCGCUCAUGCAAGCCCCACCACCUCAGCCGUCUAUGCCUACAACGCCGCAGCAGACGUCUGAUGAACGUGGCCGACCAAGAAAGAAACGUAGCCGCUGGUCGACGCCGGAAGUGAAAACUGACAUUCCUGGUAUCCCAUCCACAAUGCCUGCUAAUUUGAGUAAAGAACAGCAACAAGCAUACAUAGUUCAGCUACAGAUCGAAGAUGUGACGAGAAAGUUGAAAUCUGGCGACCUUGGUAUUUCACCUAACCCUGAAGACAGGUCUCCUUCUCCGGAACCGAUUUACAAUAACGAGGGAAAGAGGCUGAAUACCAGGGAAUACAGAACAAGGAAGAGACUGGAAGAAGAACGUCAUAAACUGAUUCAGGAUAUGAUUAAAAUAAAUGAAAACUAUAAGCCUCCUGUCGAUUAUAAGCCUCCUGUCCAACGCAUUAGCGAGCAGAUCAAUAUUCCAUCUGAUUUGAAUCCGAGCAUUAAUUUUGUUGGCUUGCUUAUCGGACCAAGAGGAAAUACAUUGAAGAAGAUUGAAAAAGAGUGCAAUUGUAAAAUCAUGAUUCGUGGCAAAGGAUCAGUGAAAGAAGGAAAGAUUGGGCGGAAAGAUGGUUUGCCAUUACCUGGUGAAGAUGAACCACUGCAUGCCCUCAUCACUGGAACUACUAUUGAAAGUGUGCAGAAAGCCAGCAAAGAGAUUCACAAGAUUAUAAAGCAGGGAAUUGAACAACCAGAAGGUCAGAAUGAUCUAAGAAAACUCCAGCUUAUGGAGUUGGCAAGAUUGAACGGAACUUUGAGAGAUGAUGCUUUGCCAAGAGAACGUGAAUGGCUUAAACCAGAGAACCAGAAUGUCACAAACACCACCGUGUGUACAAAAUGUGGGGGCAGAGGUCAUCUCUCACAAGAUUGUAUGGCAAUGGCUCCGAGUAUGGGGCUCCAACAAAACCCCCAAGCCCCCAUGAACCAGGUUGACAAAGCUAAAAUGGACAGUGAGUACCUGUCGCUCAUGGCUGAGCUUGGAGAAGGACCACCACCCUCUGAUAACAGCAACAGCGGAGGUGGGAACAAGAGUUCUGGUGGUGGGGGAGGUUUUGGAGGUCAAAGGCCACCAUGGGGUGGCGGUGGAGGGCAGAAUAAGAAUGAUGAUAAGCCUCCUCCAUUGAUGGGAACUAAUUUCGGUCCAUAUCCAGGGCCACCAUCUCAGAGUUUAAUGGGUACCCCUCCGCCAUGGAUGAGAGGUGGUCCCCGAGGGGGAAGAGGCGGGAAUUUCAGAGGUCGAGGAUUCCGUGGGGGUAGAGGAGGUUAUGGUGGACGUGGAGGGGGAGGACCGAAUAAUUACGGAGGUGGGGGGAACAAUUUUGGAGGAGACGGAUACGGAAAUGCAGGAGGCGGAUAUGGUGGAUUCAACUCAAAUAAUGAUAUGGAAGGUGGUGGCAAUAUGGGCUGGGGUGGCAAUCAAUAUGACAACAGCAAUAUGGGAGGAUAUGGACCCAGUGGGAUGGACAAUUCAGGGAGUGGGGGUAAUAUGGGAGGUUUUAAUAACCCCCCACCUCCUCCACCCCCAAGUAAUGCCCCACAGCCCCCUCCUCCCCCAAGUUCGGACAGUGGGAGCUGGCAGCAGAAUCAGUGGGGCCAAAAUGAUGAUAAAGAUAAUAAAAAAGGAAGCAAGAGUGAUAAAAAAGAUAGUUCAGGUAACCAGAAUUCUGGCAACAACAUGAUGGGAGGCGGAGGAAACAACAUGAUGGGCGGAGCUAACAAUAUGAUGGGCGGGGCCAACAUGAUGGGGAGGAGGAAUGAUGGGCGGCUAUGGCAAUAGUAUGGGGAUGGGGUACGGCAUGUGGGGUCCCAUGGGUAAUGGAAUGGGUCAACCUCCCAUGCCCCCAGGGCCCGGUCCAGUCCCACCACCGCCCCCUGGUGGUAGCGGAAGCAAUAAUAACUCAAGCACGGAUGGUUCUAAUAGCAUGAACCAAUGGGGAAUGGGUGACAAUAGUAUGGGGUACAAUAACAUGGGUUAUAAUAUGGGUAUGGGGAUGAUGCCUUUCGGGAUGCCCCCAGCCCCACCUCCCCCUCCACCCUCCUCGUAAAAGACAUAAAUAAAUAAAUAAACGGUUCCUGUUCUAUUGAGAUGAAUUGUUUGGGUCAAUUCAAGCCUCUUUAACAACUGCUUUUUGGGAGCGUAUAACUUGCAGAGGCUUUCAUGUUAAAAAACUGAUCGAGAUAUUUGAAGACUUUCAAUUUUCAGGCCGUGCAAGAUUCAUUAAUAGAUUGUUCGUUUUUCCAUUAUAUUAACAAUUUUAUUAGGUUGUUGAACUGAUAACUUACAUAUUUCUAGCUUGUAUAAGAUUCGGAAAUUGACUAUUUUAGGAACAUUUUUAUCAGGAGCUUUUUCAGUGCCAAUGACUGUUCGUCUAAAGCAGUGGUACCCACUUUAUGUUUUACCUCUUUUCGUUUUAGAUACCGCCAAUUGUUAAAUUAUUAUGACAUGUUAAGCGUUGUGUAUAUUCAUAUCAAUUCGAAUAUACCGGUAAAAUUAAAUAUACAUACCGGUAUAGGCUCCUUGCGGACAAUUCGCUCUCCUGGCCUGCGAAUAUUCUUCCACUUCUAAUUUUGACCAAUGUUCAAUUAACUUUGGGAACCACUGGCUUCUAAUCCUCGAUGUUUAAACAUCCCAGCUGUUAAUAAUAAUAAUAGUACAUGAAUAGAUGAUAAAGCAGCUAAAUAUUUUGCUGUUACUAUAAUCAGCGAUGUGCGUGAAUUACUGAUUUGUUUUCCAGUUCUUGUCCCUAUCAGUUUAUAAUCUUUCAUCUUAUUUGUUUUGCGACAUUCCCUCGUGUGGAGAUGGAGAACCUUCUAUCGUAAAGCAUUGGCUGAAAAUUUUUUAUGAUUUGUCAAUACCAUACUAUUUUUAUGGUGUAAGACCAGUGUGCAGCCUGCGGACCGCGGGCCAAAUGCGGCUGACAAGGAGAACUUGUGCAACCCGAGAUGUGACUAUUUUGAAUGGCGUGAAUUCAGACGAAUUUUUCUAUAGUUUAAUCUGUUAUGUGCAAGCAACCAAAUUUUUUGUGCUUGCAACAACUAGAAAUCCUAUGUUAAAUAAAGGUGAAGCCCCUGCUUUCACUCAGUUAUUUGUAUCUGGCCAUGCUGUAUGAGAAGUUGCAUAUCCCUGGUAUAACUCCACGACAGACGGUUGCUGUUGGCGUCAUCAAGGAAACAACCAAAAAGUGCGCUAAUGUGAAAGAAACCAAGGCAGCAGCAAAGGCCAAUAAAAAAGAGAAGUGACUGGAAGCAUCUGGCGCCCAUCAACAGCCAAAACCUAAAAAAAUGUGUGACAGUUCAGCUUCGUUUGCUAUUUCAUGUUUUUCUCUAUUUCGCUUCUAACCUCCAAAUGUACAGUUUUAUUUGCAAUGUUAUCAUCGCCAACCUUUCGUGAGGAAAAUAAAAUUUCAAUUAUGUUAGAAAUUUAA